Naegleria fowleri is the source of this 1815-nucleotide messenger RNA. RefSeq lists its product as uncharacterized. NCBI's taxonomy places the organism in Eukaryota, Heterolobosea, Eutetramitea, Acrasida, Naegleriidae. The transcript is spliced from 2 exons. Gene Ontology annotation, biological process: spliceosomal complex assembly; regulation of mRNA processing; protein phosphorylation. The coding region runs from base 1 to 1815 and encodes 604 amino acids. Gene Ontology annotation, molecular function: protein kinase activity; ATP binding. The record is from RefSeq and is a predicted model, not a curated record.
AUGAACACUGAAGAAAGCCCUUUGGAGGUCCCACCCACCCCGAUAGAGAGCACAGGGAUAUCUCGCCCAACAGCAACAGCAUCAUCAUCACCAUUGAAACCAACAAUCACAAAGGAAUCUCCAAGUGGUUCAAGAAUAACGACACAACAGUCCUCGGGCUCUUCAAAAAAGAAACAUUCCAGCGCUGGUACUUCAUCAAUUUCAUCCUCCUCCUCAUCCUCAAAUACCCAUUCCGAUGCAUUCAUUGCACAACAAUUAAUGAAACGAAUUAAAGAGAAAAAAGGAGGAGUUAAAGUAGUACAAAAAAAGGCUUCCACAACAAGCACUUCAUCAUCAUCCUCGCAACAACCCAAGGAUAAUGAUUAUUCCGAUACUGAAAAUGAACCAAAAAGCGAAUAUAAAAAAGGAGGUUAUCAUCCGGUUGCAAUUGGAGAUCGAUUGGGCAACGAUCGGUAUAUUGUUGUUCAUAAAUUGGGUUGGGGAUAUUUUAGCACCGUUUGGUUAUGUUAUGAUUUGGUAGAAAAAAUUUUCAGAGCUGUGAAAAUUCAGAAAAGUCAAAAAGACUUCUCAGAUGCAGCCAUGGAUGAAAUUAAAUUAUUGGAUCAUGUCAUGAAGAAAUUUUCAGAAUUGUAUAGUCACUAUAAUAACCAACAGGAACACGUUGUGACUCUAGGAGAAGAAGCAACAGCAUGUAAUAUAGUAGAAGAUGAAGCAACGAAUAGUAAUUGUGUGAAUAAUCAAUACUUGUCACAACGUACAAGUGUUGACUAUUCUAAAUUAAGAGUGGUAGGAAUGUUUGACCAUUUUUUGGUGCGAGGAGUUAAUGGUACUCACGUCUCCAUGGUUUUUGAAGUGGUAGGCCAUAAUUUAUUGAAAUUAAUCGAGCAAUACGAAUAUAAGGGAAUGCCACUUAGUUUAGUGAAAAUUAUUAUGAGGGAUGUUUUGGAAGGUCUCGAUUUGUUGCACUCACAUUGCAAAAUCAUUCAUACCGACAUUAAGCCAGAAAAUAUUUUGAUUGUGAAGCCUGCAAACAAGAUUCAACAUAUUAUGGACCAUUAUCAGGUGCCAGAUUUUGACGUACCACUCGAAGAGAGAGAUGUCUCAACUCUCAACAAGAAACAAUUGAAAAAGUUGAAACAAAAACUCAAACACGAGAAUCGACUACAGGAGCUACAUGAAUUGGAAGAGAAAAUUGAAAAAAUCGAAAAGGAAGGGUCAGCUAAUGCCUGUGACGACACUGUAAAUGAUCCCACCACCAAACAGCUUAAAAUAUUGCUCGAAAAUGCACCUCCCGAUCAUAUCGAUGUUGAGAACAUUCGUGUAAAAAUUGCAGAUUUUGGAAAUUCUGUUUUUUCUGACAAGAAAGUCACUGACGAUAUUCAAACACGUCAAUAUCGAUCUCCCGAAGUCAUCCUUGGUGCUCGCUAUUUUUCUGCAGCAGACAUGUGGAGUGCAGCAUGUUUGGCCUUUGAGUUGGCCACCGGUCAAUACCUCUUCGAUCCACAAUCAGGUCGAACCUAUAAUCGUGAUGAGGACCAUUUGGCUCUCAUGAUUGAGUUGUUGGGUCCCUUUCCACACGAAUUGCUCUCUCGAGGUUCCAAGACGACCAAAUUCUUCAACGCCUCAAAAGGAGAAAUGUUGAAUAUAAAAAAGUUCAAGCCCACUUCCUUAAAACAGAAAUUGACCGACCAAUACGGCAUGGAAGAAGAGGAAGCCACACAAUUCUCUCAAUUCCUGUUGCCUAUGCUUGAAAUGAUGCCUGAGAGAAGAGCCACAGCCAAACAAAUGUUGCAACACCCGUUUAUUAAGGAAUAA